This is a messenger RNA of Galendromus occidentalis (western predatory mite), 603 nucleotides long. Its product is annotated as lysozyme. Bases 28 to 531 code for a protein of 167 amino acids. Gene Ontology annotation, molecular function: lysozyme activity. The transcript is spliced from 4 exons. The record is from RefSeq and is a predicted model, not a curated record. NCBI's taxonomy places the organism in Eukaryota, Metazoa, Arthropoda, Arachnida, Mesostigmata, Phytoseiidae.
CCCUUGAAGUUCGCGCUGCGAUCGAAAAUGGAGAACUCAUUCUUGAAAGUCUUACUGAUUAUCUGUUUCAUCUGUUUCUCGAGCGCAGCCGAGAAUAUUUCUGAGAUCCUUAAUGACGAGUGUCUCCGAUGCAUUUGUAUGGGAACUUCUUUCUGCAAUACGACCUUCAAAUGCACGUCGUAUGGCGAUGAGGGCUCGAAACCAGCCUGUGGACCUUUCCAGAUAACCGAACCGUAUUGGGAAGAGGCUGGGAAACCGGGGGGCGACUUCAUCUCGUGCGUUACCUCGAUGAAUUGUUCGAAAACUGCCAUGACUACAAACAUGGCGGUAUCCGCCAGAGACUGCGACGGCGAUGACAAGGUCACUUGCUCGGACAUAGCGCGGAUCCACAUGGCUGGAGCUAAAGGCUGUCACGAACCCUGGGUAACACUACAUCUCUUCUGGGAGAUAUUCGAGGAUUGCAACACCGAAGCAGGAACAGAACCCCCGCAGGACUUCGCCGAGACUCGGGCGCUGCUUCGUGGAAAUUGAUGCGACAACUCAUUGAAUUUUUCGGAUUCGAGGACUCCAUGAGCCUCCGGACGAAUAAAUGUCCUGAGGAAG